This is a messenger RNA of Dermacentor silvarum, 1657 nucleotides long. RefSeq names its product transmembrane protein 243-like. Lineage: Eukaryota; Metazoa; Arthropoda; Arachnida; Ixodida; Ixodidae. Bases 382 to 738 code for a protein of 118 amino acids. The record is from RefSeq and is a predicted model, not a curated record. The transcript is spliced from 4 exons.
CAACACUCAACACUCCAGCAGCACGCUGGAGGCGUUUUCCUUUCCCCUCUUUCGGAUGCAGAGGCGGUGUUUCGUGUAUUACCCAGCGUUGUCGGCGGUGGAUUUUCUCUGUUUACGAGGGUAUCAUCAAUCAGUGAAGUUCGGCACUCUUUAGUUUGCUAUCCUCGAACUGAUAUCGAGAAACGUGUUGCCGUGCCGUGACACCUGCUGACGCAGCUGCUGGGGGGAAGCGCACGCCGCGUUGAGUCGGCGUGGCCCUUGAUUCUACCAGGGACACAGCGUAAUCGAGCGUAGCGGUACAGCUGCCCUGCCCACCGAUGGCACAUGACUGACCGGAGAUCGGCUUGUUUGCUGCUUCGUGAGUGAUGUGACGAGGCAGUUAUGGACUUGAGGUCAACCGAAUACCGGCCACUCUUUGGCGGGCCCGUCGACAGGCCGCUGUUCGACGACAACAACACGCGGGAACGGAUCCUGCAUCUGAUUAUAGGAGCUGUGACUGUAGUUUUUGUUUUGAUCACAUUUAUUCUUGCGUUCUUUUACUCUGUCCGGCCACCAUGUGGAAGGCACAUCUAUUAUGCACUUUGCAUCCUAUGCCUUUGUUUUGCCCAUGCUAUGCUGAUCCAUUGGUACAGAGAAGGAGGAGUUGAUCCGAAGUUUCGAUACCUCAUUUAUUCUAAUACUGUGAUUAUACACCUGUUCUGUAUAUCUGCCAUCACUUAUUUUGUUAAUGGUUGUUAAAGGGUGUUUUAGAAUGCACUUGGGCAGGCAGUUUGCUGCAUGGCAUAUCUUUGAGGAGCUGCUGAAGACCAACUUCCCUCAAAGCUUUGAAAAAGAAGGUUGGGGUGGAGUUGUGUCCAAGUGUUACAUUCCACGUUGUAUUUAAUUCAUUAACUGAAAUAUCAUGAGGUAUUUGUUUACUACAGGCAAAUAUUAAGCUCCUGUUGAUUACCAGGCGUGAUGACAUACACCACUUGUUGUUAUAGCUGAUUGUUUUAUGUUGCGUAGAUACUUUGUUAAUGUAACAUGGUGCCUGUGCACUCUGGAGGCACCAUGUGUGAAACUAACAUUUUAGCGUUCAUUUUACAAGCAUGAUCAGGAAACUGUCAUGUAUUUCCUGUUUCUGGCUUUGUGAAGUGUGAGGAACCUCUUUUAUUGAUGGAUGCCUGCUGUUUUUCAACUUUCCAGAUGUCUCUAUCACAGUAACUGUUGCAGUAUGUAGCUGCAAUAUAUACGAAUGGUGCCUUCUUUAUGCAUUUGCUAUGCAGCAUAAACGGCCUGGUUGCACAAUAGAAGUGCUUGCAUGUACCUUUUACCUGACAGUGUGGUUAGCAAUGAGCUGUUAUUUUUUGUCUAUUCAAGCAGUGGUCUCACGGAAAUUUGCAUUUUUGUUCUUUUUUUGCAUGCUAGGUUUUGCCUCAUGAAGCAUCACAUUCCAGGCAUCCUCUAUGAUGCUGUUCACUUUUAUCCUCACUGUCAUUGCACAUAAGCAUAGUGCUAGCGUGUUGGUGGAAGUAACAAGUUUCGGUACUUCCUACUGUUCUUUUUGAUAGCUUCUUCUCACUGUCAUGUAAGCAAGAGAUUUUUUUGAAAUUUUGAUCUGUUCGCAGGGAAUGUAUGUUUUGAUAAGGGAAAUUAAAGAUAUACAGGAGCUACCUCA